Molecule: messenger RNA, 1642 nt
Organism: Paramecium pentaurelia
Lineage: Eukaryota; Ciliophora; Oligohymenophorea; Peniculida; Parameciidae
Source: the annotation of a GenBank genome assembly
AUGUAUAGAAGUUAGAGAUUAAGAAUGAAAUCAUAAAAUCAUCUGUCAAUUUCACCUCCUAUAAUAAAGAGAAGAUUAAGAAAUAAGAAUGAAUAUAUUGAAGUGAAUGAAAUCGAACCAACGGAUAAAAAAAAAUAGAACAUUUUAUAGGACAUAGCAGCUACAAAAUAAAAGAGUUUAACCAAUUUUGCUUUGACAGUUACACCAAAAUAUGGACAAGAUAGAGAUUAUGAUGAUGAUGAAGAUAUUCUAUUUCAUGUAUUAAAUUUGAGUAUUAAAAUAGUCUAAAGGAAAAAAGAGACCAUGGUCAGAAUAGGAAGAUAAUUUAUUAAUUAAAUUAGUUUAAAUGCAUGGUCCUUAGAAAUGGACAUUCAUUGCAGAACAUUUACCUGGAAGAAUAGGUAAAUAAUGUAGAGAGAGAUGGCAUAAUCAUUUGAAUCCAUAAAUAAAGAAAUCUCAUUGGGGAGAUUAUGAAGAAUGGAUUCUAUUUCUAUCACAUAGAGUUAUGGGAAAUAGAUGGGCUGAAAUGGCUAAAUAAUUAAUAGGGAGAACAGAUAAUUCAAUAAAGAAUCAUUGGAAUUCAGCAAUGAAAAAACGUAUUCCUGAAAUGGAAGAGAGAUUGAAAGAUAUUCGCAAGAGAGGAGGUAUAUUAUAAAUAAAUUAUCCAAUAGGAAUGCAAAAUUCUGAAUUAAUGAAUUCAUUUACUUCUUUGGAAAGAUAAUUACUAUAAAAAUUGUUAUCUUCAUAAUAAAAUGGAUAGAUUUCUCCUAGAUCUUAUUCUCCUAAUAAUAUGCCAAGAAGAAGGACAAAUAAAUAACAGAAUUAUUUAAAUCCAAAUUCAGUGAAUUAAUAUAUAUAGAAAAUGAUGAAUGAAAUAAAAAUAGAUGGAAUAGAAAGUUAUUAAAUGGAAAACAAGAUGUUAAAGAAGACUGCUAAAAUAACUGAUUCAAUAUUUUGGAAUGAAGAUAAAGUAGAUGAUAUAUAAAAUAAUUUAUAUGAAUACAUAUAAGAAAAAGUAGGAGCUCAUGGUUAUGAUUAAGAUGAAAAAGUUGAUAGAUGGAUAAAAAACUUUUGGAUUAUGUGUUAAGAUGUUUUUACAGUAUCUGUAAUCAAAGACUUUUUAUCAUAAAGACCUUCAUUUUAUUAUAAUUAUUUACAUAAAUAUAAAUAAGAUAGUGCUAAUUAAGUAUCUAAAAAUUUAAGUAGAAUUUAUGAAUAAACAAAUAAUAGUGAUGAAUAUUAAUUACCUUCUCUAAAUUAGUUUAAGACUCCUCUAAAAGAGAAGCCUGAUCCUAAUUAAAAUAAUAUUAAUAAUUCUAAUAAUAAUGAUGAAAAUCAUCAUAAUAAUAAUGAUACUAAUAGUCCAAGUAAUAUAUGUUUAGAAGUUAAAUAUGAUGAUUAAUUUUAACAUUAAAUUGAAUCACCUUCUAAAUUAUUAAAUUUACUUACUCCAAAACAUUAAAAUAUAUAAUAAUCUAAUAAAAAAACACCAAAUUUAAAAUCAGAAAAUAAAAGUGUUAUAUAACAUUCUUAAUUUAAAGAUAAUUUAAGCUUAAGUAAAUUAAAAUUUGAUACUACUCCUUUAAAAAAGAACUCAGCUUUUAAAUUCUAUAAUAAACUUAAUUAGUAAUAGUAGCUAUGA